AAUAAAAACAAAAUGAAGGGUUUUAGAAUUAGGGCUUUUUCAGUUUUCCUCUUCUGAAUCCACCGCCACUGCAGCGUGGACGGAAUCGGAGUGCAGCCAUAUCAGCAGCAGCAGAAGUCCUUGAAGUGCUGCUCUAGUUUGAGGCACAAUGAGAUUGGAGAAAUGCUGGUUUUGCUCUUCAACCAUAUACCCUGGACAUGGAAUCCAGUUUGUUCGUAAUGAUGCAAAGAUUUUUCGGUUUUGUAGAUCUAAAUGCCACAAGAACUUUAAAAUGAAGAGAAAUCCUCGUAAGGUAAAAUGGACCAAGGCAUAUCGUCGAGUGCAUGGAAAGGAUAUGACACAGGACUCAACUUUUGAGUUUGAGAGAAAGAGAAACAGGCCUGAAAGAUAUGACAGGAAUCUUGCGGAGAAUGUCCUCAAGGCCAUUCCUAAGAUUGAUAAGAUCAGAGUCUCGAGGGAGGAGAGACACCAUAAGAACAGGAUGAAAGGCAAAAAGGAAAAAUUGCUGAAGGAGGCAGUGAAGGAGUUGGAGCAGGGCAUCAGUUUGGUCAAAGCUCCUUCUGUGCUUCAACAGGAUCCAUCUCUCACUUUACCAAAGAUCAAAGUCAAGGUUUCCCAACAGCAAUCAGAGGAGAAUCAUGCCAUGGAAGAGUAAUUCUAACAAUGCUGCACUUAAUUUUUGCUAUUUUAAUAUUUGUUGCUAAAUUAGUUGCCUGUAAGGUCCAGUUUACCAGUUUCGUUGUGAUCAUUAGUGUGAAUGAUGUGAUUCUCAAACAAGAUUUCAAACAUUUGAUGUAUUUGUCUCUUGAAACUAUGGUUCUCUGAGAUAGUCAACUAUUAUAAAGGAAAUCAGAAAGUUGUUGCUAUAGCCUAAUAAAAUCUUCUUGGGUUGGAA
This is a messenger RNA of Glycine soja, 895 nucleotides long. RefSeq names its product probable ribosome biogenesis protein RLP24. Gene Ontology annotation, biological process: ribosomal large subunit biogenesis. The record is from RefSeq and is a predicted model, not a curated record. Gene Ontology annotation, cellular component: nucleolus. The transcript has 5 exons. The coding region runs from base 149 to 655 and encodes 168 amino acids. NCBI's taxonomy places the organism in Eukaryota, Viridiplantae, Streptophyta, Magnoliopsida, Fabales, Fabaceae.